Messenger RNA from Stegodyphus dumicola, 2185 nucleotides. It is a transcript of the gene Dlic, whose product is annotated as dynein light intermediate chain. The record is from RefSeq and is a predicted model, not a curated record. Gene Ontology annotation, molecular function: dynein heavy chain binding. NCBI's taxonomy places the organism in Eukaryota, Metazoa, Arthropoda, Arachnida, Araneae, Eresidae. Gene Ontology annotation, biological process: microtubule-based movement; microtubule cytoskeleton organization. Gene Ontology annotation, cellular component: cytoplasmic dynein complex; centrosome.
CUGUCUGUUUCUUGUAAUGGCAAUAGUUAUACAUAUACUGUGGUUUGUGAUCAUGCAAUGAAAAUAUAUUUCGAUGAUUUGUGACAGUUAAUUGUUUUUAAAGUAAUCAUAAAUUAAGUAAAUACGCGUUAUACAAAAUUCAGCAUUGUGUAUAUUUAUAAGUUUAUUUUUUCUUUUUUAAAAAUGGCACAGAUUACUGUUAAAGGAAACAGCGAUUUGAAAUUGGACGAAAAACCUGAUGAUGAUGACGAUAAAAAUUUAUGGUUAGACAUUUUGAGCCAAGUUCAAGAAAGUUCACCUACAAAGCUGCCAUCAUGCAAAGCACUGCUUGUUUUAGGUGACAAUGAAUCUGGAAAAACCUCCUUAAUAGCAAAAUUGCAAGGAAAUGAAGAUCCUCGUAAAGGCUCAGGACUUGAAUAUCAUUAUGUGUACGUUAGAGAUGAAUACCGUGAUGAUCAUACUCGUUUAGGUGUAUGGGUCCUUGACGGUGAUGCCUGGCAUCGAAAUUUAUUAAAGUAUGUUCUAAACGCUGAUACAUUUCCUCACACUACUGUUCUAUUAACUGCAGCAAUGACUCAGCCAUGGGACAUCUUAGAAUCACUUCAAAAUUGGGCCUUAAUCUUAGAAGAACAUGUUCAAAGGUUGAGAUUGCCUCAGUCUGUUCUUGAGGAGCAUCAGAGUAGAGUGUUAAAAAGGUUUCAGGAUUAUGUUGAACCAGGAGCUGAAAUUGAUGGCAUGGGUGGAACAUCUCCUGUAAGACCAAUACAUGGAUCUAAUGCUGAAAAUAUUCUCUCUAACAGGGAAAUUAAGAUCAACCUUGGUUUGGAGAUAAUUGUGAUAAUUACAAAGACAGAUUACAUGUCAACAUUAGAAAAAGAGUAUGACUUCAAAGAAGAAAUAUUUGAUUUUAUUCAACUAACAAUCAGGAACUUCUGUUUACUUUAUGGUGCCGCCCUUUUUUAUGUGUCUGUUAAGGAAGAUAAAAAUUGCGACCUCCUUUAUAAAUAUUUGGUGCAUAGGAUAUAUAAUUUUCCUUUUAGAACACCAGCUCUAGUUGUAGAAAAAGAUGCUGUAUUUAUCCCGGCUGGCUGGGAUAACUCAAACAAGAUUGACAUAUUGUUGGAUAAUUUGACAUCAGUGAAGCCUAAUGAUGCAUAUAAUGAAGUUGUAGUUAAACCUGUAAAUAGGAAGCCUUUGCAACGGGAAGCUGAAAUCAUUGCUGAAGAUGAUCAAGUUUUCCUGUGUAGGCUGCAGAAUCUUAUUAACCAGCAAAUUCCAGCCAGUGUAGGACGACCUGCAGGACCACAAGAACCUCCAAUUAGAUCUCCUGCUGGUGUGCAGAAGACUGGAGAUAGAAGGAUAUCUGGAUCAUCUGGUGUUCAGUCAUCUCCAAAAAAGAUUGAAGGCAAAGCUGGAACAGUUGGUGGAGAAGGAGUUCUCCAGAAUUUUUUUAAUAGUUUAUUAAAUAGGAGAACAGGGACUACAAUUGGUAGUCCAUUAGCUUCUGUACGAACACCCGGUGAAAAAACGACAAGGCAUGAUGCAGUCGCUGAACUGGAUCGCAUGUCUGGAAGAUCAAAAAAGACACCAUCUGGUUUUACACAGUCUUCUGAAACAUCUUUUGAUGAUGAGGGUGGAGAUAAUCCAUCCAUGCAAUCUUAGUAUGACAUCUGCUGUUUAAUAUUUUCACUAAACUUGAUAUCCAAAUGUCCAGUAAAGGUUACUGGAAUUUUGACUAAACUUGUAUGCAGAAGGAUCAGCGAAGAUAGCUGAUGUUUUUAAUUUUGAGAUAUUUUCGUACUGUAUAAUUUAAAUUAUCAUCUCCGAGCUGGUGUUGUAACAGUAUAUAUAUAAAAAAAAAAAAAAAAAAAAUUGCUGUUGGGGAGUACAUGCAAGUUGCACAGAAGUUUGCAUGAAGGAUUUAUUUAUACAAGUUGCUUUAGUGUAUUUAAACCAAUGAAUUUGCACACUAUUUAAAAAAAAAAGAGAGAGAGAGAAGAAAAGAAAAGAAAAAGUGCUGCUUUAAAUACAUUUUCAUGCAAUGCUGCUAUCAACAUUAAUUAUUUAACUGUUAGUAUUUAUAUCUCGUUACCAUUUCAGGUGUCAUAGACAUUUUUCAGGAAUUUCUUGAAAAGUGUAAAAUGCUUAAUAUGCGUUUUGAAAAAUAAAGCUAUUAAAUAAAGUU